AUGGAUCGGAUACUGCGGUUGCCGGUUCAUCUGGUUCAUCUCAAAUCGGCCGUUCAUAGCAGAUCGAGAAUAACUUCUUCCAUGGCCUUCCAAGGAGCGUCUUCCUCUUCUUCUUUCACCCGUGGAUGGUGGACUUAUGAUGUGUUCUUGAGUUUUAGAGGCAAAGAUACUCGCAACAAUUUUACUGCCCAUCUAUAUGACGCUUUGGAUCGAAAGGGAAUCAAUACCUACAUAGAUGAGGUCGGCCUGAUCAGAGGAGAUAACAUUUCACCAGCACUUGUCAACGCUAUUGAAAACUCAAGGAUUUCAAUCAUUGUACUCUCUCAAAACUAUGUGUCAUCCUCAUGGUGCUUGGAUGAACUUGCGACGAUCCUCGAGUGUAAGGAAAAGAAGGGACAAAUCGUUCUACCAGUGUUUUACAAGGUACAUCCAUCCGAAGUUGUACAACUAAUAAAUACUAGUGUUGGACAAGCAUUUGUUGAACUUGUAGAAAGAACAGAAGAUGAUCAAAUGAAGGUACAGAGUGGUUCGGCCUUUGAGAGAAUACCGAGGUGGAAGACAGCCCUAACACAAGUGGCCAAUUUGUCCGGGUGGCAUUUAGAUAACGGGUAUGGUCUUUUAAUUUGCCUUCGUUAAUUUUUUGUCUGAUUCUAGUUACAAACACACAUUA
Messenger RNA from Alnus glutinosa, 670 nucleotides. Its product is annotated as disease resistance protein RPV1-like. The record is from RefSeq and is a predicted model, not a curated record. Gene Ontology annotation, biological process: signal transduction. NCBI's taxonomy places the organism in Eukaryota, Viridiplantae, Streptophyta, Magnoliopsida, Fagales, Betulaceae. The transcript has 2 exons. Bases 1 to 636 code for a protein of 211 amino acids.